Messenger RNA from Fusarium vanettenii 77-13-4, 1185 nucleotides. RefSeq lists its product as uncharacterized. The transcript is spliced from 3 exons. NCBI's taxonomy places the organism in Eukaryota, Fungi, Ascomycota, Sordariomycetes, Hypocreales, Nectriaceae. The coding region runs from base 1 to 1185 and encodes 394 amino acids. The record is from RefSeq and is a predicted model, not a curated record.
AUGAAGCGAUCGACUUAUGAAUUUAGCCACAGCAACGACACACUCCUGAUCCUUCAUACAUGUCGUCUACACUCUUUCCAGUGGUCCAGUGAUAGCCUUUGGACUCCUUACAAGCAAGAAAUUGAGAAUGAUAGCAUAAAGCGCAAGGGAAAGAAGAGCAAGAAGAGCAAGAAGCGCCGUGUUCACCAUAACGAGCAACCGUCUCCAGCAAGUUGUGGUUCGAACGGCAAUGAAAAUAUCGACAUGGACUCUACUACCCAGACGGCUGAGCGGACCCUUGGAGAGAGCCCUGGAAUUAGGCAUGGACAAGUGUGCUAUCAAAUGCUGGUGUCCUCGGCUCAUUUGAGCCAGGCUUCACCUGUCUUUCGAAAGAUGCUCAAUGGUUUGUUUGCCGAGGCGGUGGCUGAUAGCCAAGGGCUUUACCGCAUUACGACAACUGGAUGGGAUCCGGAGGCUCUCGUCAUCGUCCUUGACAUCAUGCAUGGUCACAAUCGAAGCGUGCCACGGCAGCUUACCCUUGAGAUGAUUGCAAAAGUCGCUAUGAUCGUCGACUACUACGACUGUCUGGAGAUUGUCGAAGUCUUUGCAGGUAUCUGGGUAGACGCGCUGGCGGAAAGCCAGUCAGGCACUUACGGCAAAGACUCCAUGCUCUGGCUUCUCGUAUCAUGGGUGUUUCAACGCCAAGAUAUCUUUGAAAAGAUGACUGGGCUUGCGUUGAGGCAUAGCGAGAGGUUGAUUACGGUAGGGUAUGUUCCAAUCCCUCACGUGAUUCUAAGACGGAUUAACGAAGAGCGUCAGAACGCUCUUACUCAAAUCUUUUCGAAAUUAUACGAACUACUCGACACUCUAUGCCAAGAGUCGGAAUGUUCCUAUGAAUGCUCAAGCAUGCUUUUGGGUUCCUUAAUGAAGGAACUAAGCAAGCGCGACAUUCUGAAGCCACAAAUCAAGAAGCCCUUUGAGGGCUAUAACAUUGCCUCGGCCGCGCAGAUGGUCGACACCUUCGCCUCACCAACGUGGUAUUCCCAAAUUAGGCAUUACCACUCCUACAAUCUACCACACACUUGCAGCAUCUCGGGUAAAAUGAGGCCAACAUUGGACAGGGUGGAGAGCAAGGCGCCUGUCUUAACGCUAGAAGACUUCCGGUUUUCUGCGGACUAUGGUAAACUUGCGGGCCUUCAAGUUUGA